AUGGCUGACACCACCAUUCAGCCCCCCCAUCAAUGGUACGUGGAAAGCUCCGCGAAGCUGCCGCCCAGCUCGGAGACCCGGAUUCUCCCUAAUUGUCCUAUGCGCAAGCUAAUGAGAACACCAGGGGUCUCUCAGAAUGGCGAUUACGCCGCGCACGGUGCCGGCGAUGUCACCAACAACAGCAACAGCUUCGAGCUCAUUUCGGGCCCGCUCAUCAACUUGAAGAACAUGCACUACGAGUCCGCCCCCGUUUGGCAUGGAAGUGUCCUUAUCGUAACGAAGCCCACCCAGCAGAAGCCCCUGUUACACCUCCAUCAGCUCGGCCCCGUGGGAUCGCAAUCCCAGUCGCAAUCCCAAUCCAAUCAAACCGUCGAGGGCCUCAAGCUCUACGAAGAUCCGGACAAGGCCUUCUGGCGAUUCAGCCUCGCGGUCCCCGUCGAGAGCUACGAGGCGCGUUGGGAGUAUGAUAUUCCGGGCCUCUACAAUUCCUCCGAGUCUGUCAAGGCACCAUGGGAAUUUGUGGUACCUGCAGAAGAGCAGUCGAUGCGGAUCAUGUUUCACUCGUGUAACGGAUUCUCCGUCGGCACCGACAUGGACGCUUGGCUCGGACCCAACCUGUGGAAUGACGUCCUGCGCGUCCACGGCGAAAGACCUUUCCACGUUAUGGUCGGCGGUGGUGACCAGAUUUACAAUGAUGGAAUUCGUGUGGAUGGUCCGCUGAAGCCCUGGACCGCCAUCGGCAACCCGCACAAGCGCCGCACCCAUGACUUUGACAACAAAAUGCGCGCCGACUGCGACGAGUACUACUACGCAAACUACGUGCGCUGGUAUAACACCGAGCCCUUCCGCGCUGCCAAUGGCAGAAUCCCGCAGGUCAACAUUUGGGACGACCAUGACAUCAUUGAUGGAUUUGGCUCGUAUACAGAUCAUUUCAUGAAGUGUGCCGUGUUCCGCGGUAUUGGAGGUGUCGCAUUCAAGUACUAUUGUCUAUUCCAGCACCAUGUGGCUCCUCCCAAGUCGACUUUCACUACCGACGCCCCCCAGACAAUGCAUGCCGUCAAUGGCACUUCUGGCGUUGACCCACGCCAGGUUGAGAACGUCUAUGUUUUGGAAAACCAGGAAGAGGACGAUAGCUGGAUCACUGGUAAGCGACCUGGACCGUACGUCGAAGAGCGCAGUCGCAGUUUGUACAUGCGCUUUGGUAAGCGUAUCGGCUUCGUGGGUCUGGAUGCGCGUACAGAGCGCACCCGGCACCAGGUCAACUACCCGGACACCUACAAGCUCAUCUUUGACCGACUCGAGAGCGAGAUUUCUGCCUCCAACGGCGAUAUCAAGCACCUUGUCGUUCUACUCGGUGUUCCCAUCGCCUACCCGCGUCUAGCUUGGCUGGAGAACAUCCUCACCUCUCCGCUCAUCGCACCAAUCCGUCUCCUGAACAAGAGAUUCGGUGUCGCCGGUGGCCUCUUCAACGAGUUUGACGGUCAAGUCGACUUGUUAGAUGAUCUCGACGACCACUACACUGCCCGCCAACACAAGCGCGAACGCCGCGAGCUCGUCCAGCGUCUGCAGGAACUCGCCCGCGCACACUCACUGAAUCUCUCCGGCGAAAAUGACCACCGAUUCAUCGUCAACGUCGUCAGCAGCGCCAUCACGAACAAACCCCCGCCCAAGGCCGUCGCCAACCUUCUCGCCCGUCGCAACAAGAUUCACCGCCUGGACCGAACUUGCGACGAGACCCUGAUGCCCUUCUUCGACAAGCAGCCCGGCGGUAUCGAGAAGAGCGCCACCUGGAACAAGGUCACCAUGCCAUCGCGUAACUUCGCCAUCCUAACCGAGGCAGUAGCACCGACCGCCAACGGCGACGGCGUCGUCGGCAUUGAAACUUCCAAGCUGGCGUCCCUCCCCAAGGACGGCCACGCGCCGCUGCACAAGGGCGAGGUUGAAGCAGGCUCAACUCACAGCGCCGCGGACGGUAUAAGCAGCAACAGUGGCAUGUAUGGUGGACUGGAUGUUGCGAUUCGUGUGGAGAUUGAUCCUCAGAAUCGCGAGGGUGCUACUGAAGGAUAUGGAUUCAGCAGUAAGUGGAGAAAAAUCCCCUAUCUUAUAUUCUCGGAGAUCCGAGUCAUCAUCACCAUCUUCCCCGCAAAGGCUAACCUCAUAUUUUUCACCUUCAUAGUUCCCCCUCUAACCGCCACCGAAGGCCCACCCGUCUCCUCGCGCCACAGUUUCCGAUCCCGCAAGUCUCACGCGGAGUCGCGGCCGACGUCGCGCGAACAGGCCGUCGCCGCUGAACAACCCGGGCGUCCAUCUACGGCUCUCUAA
Molecule: messenger RNA, 2322 nt
Organism: Penicillium cosmopolitanum
Lineage: Eukaryota; Fungi; Ascomycota; Eurotiomycetes; Eurotiales; Aspergillaceae
Exons: 2
Coding region: 1-2322 (773 amino acids)
Cellular component (GO): membrane
Source: RefSeq, a predicted model, not a curated record